Myripristis murdjan (pinecone soldierfish) is the source of this 4620-nucleotide messenger RNA. It is a transcript of the gene ogdha, whose product is annotated as oxoglutarate dehydrogenase a. Gene Ontology annotation, cellular component: oxoglutarate dehydrogenase complex; mitochondrion. Bases 309 to 3440 code for a protein of 1043 amino acids. NCBI's taxonomy places the organism in Eukaryota, Metazoa, Chordata, Actinopteri, Holocentriformes, Holocentridae. The record is from RefSeq and is a predicted model, not a curated record. Gene Ontology annotation, biological process: tricarboxylic acid cycle. Gene Ontology annotation, molecular function: thiamine pyrophosphate binding; oxoglutarate dehydrogenase (succinyl-transferring) activity. The transcript is spliced from 24 exons.
AUUUACAUGCAGGCCCGAUUCCACGCUCAGCUCCGCGCGCCCGUCCGAGCUGUCAUCACUUCACCGGGAGCAGCGAAGGGCAUCCGGGAGGAGAGCCGCUCACACCGCCCGCUCACCGCCAGCCGCCGUGCAGGUUCCCCACCGUCUGCGAGUCGAGCAGUGGACAGACGGCUCUGGACAGUGGACCGGUCCUGUCAGUGUUUCCUGUUGUGCGGUGGAACCGGAGGACUUUGUUUCCUGUCGUUGAGGAUUUCAGACUCACCACCACAGAGUGUGUGUGUGUGUGUGAGACACUUUAAGGACUGCUGAUGCAUCGUUUAAGGACUUGUGCAGCGCGGCUGCGGCCGCUCACCGCCUCUCAGGCGGCUCAGACUGUUGGCCAGCAGCGGCCACUCACAGUCGCCGGUGUCGGCGGCACAAGGACGUUUCAGCCAAUCAGGUGCUACACAGCACCGGUGGCCUCAGAACCAUUUCUGAAUGGGACGAGCUCCAACUACGUGGAGGAGAUGUACUUCGCCUGGCUGGAGAACCCCAAGAGUGUGCACAAGUCAUGGGAUGUGUUUUUCCGUAACGCUAACGCUGGCGCUCCUCCAGGCUCGGCCUACCAGAGUCCUCUGGCUAUGUCUCCAGCAGGGGGCGUCGCUGUGCCCCAGUUCUCCUCAAUGGUUGCAGCUCAGCCCAAUGUGGAGAAACUGGUGGAGGAUCAUCUGGCGGUCCAGUCUCUCAUCAGGGCCUACCAGAUUCGAGGGCACCAUGUGGCCCAGUUGGACCCUCUCGGCAUCAUGGACGCCGAUCUGGACUCAUGCGUCCCCACUGACAUUAUCACUUCCUCCGACAAGCUGGAUGUGGCUGUAUUCAAGGAGAGGCUGAGAGUCCUGACGGUGGGAGGCUUCUACGGGCUGGAGGAGUCGGACCUGGACAAGGUGUUCCGUCUGCCCACCACCACCUUCAUCGGAGGCUCGGAGAGCGCGCUGCCGCUGAAGGAGAUCAUACGCCGACUGGAGAUGGCGUACUGCCAGCACAUCGGAGUGGAGUUCAUGUUCAUCAACGACCUGGAGCAGUGCCAGUGGAUCAGACAGAAGUUUGAGACGCCAGGAGUCAUGCAGUUCACCCUGGAGGAGAAGAGAACCCUGCUGGCCCGCAUGGUCCGCUCCACCAGGUUUGAGGAGUUCCUGCAGAGGAAGUGGUCGUCGGAGAAGCGUUUUGGUCUGGAAGGCUGCGAGUCUCUGAUCCCCGCCCUGAAAACCAUCAUCGAUAAAUCCUCUGAGAACGGAGUGGAGAACGUCAUCAUGGGCAUGCCUCACAGAGGUCGUCUGAACGUUCUGGCCAACGUGAUCCGGAAAGAGCUGGAACAGAUUUUCUGCCAGUUUGACUCCAAACUGGAGGCCGCUGAUGAGGGCUCAGGCGAUGUGAAGUACCACCUGGGGAUGUACCAUCGCCGCAUCAACAGAGUGACGGACAGGAACAUCACCCUGUCCCUGGUGGCUAACCCCUCCCACCUGGAGGCCGUGGACCCCGUGGUGCAGGGCAAGACCAAGGCCGAGCAGUUCUACUGCGGAGACAGCGACGGCAAGAGGGUGAUGUCCAUCCUGCUUCACGGUGAUGCAGCGUUUGCAGGUCAAGGCAUCGUCUACGAAACCUUCCACCUGUCUGACCUGCCGUCCUACACCACGCACGGCACCGUGCACGUGGUUGUCAACAACCAGAUCGGUUUCACCACGGACCCCCGCAUGGCGCGCUCGUCCCCGUACCCCACCGACGUGGCUCGCGUCGUCAACGCGCCCAUCUUCCACGUCAACGCCGACGACCCCGAGGCCGUCAUGUACGUCUGCAACGUGGCCGCCGAGUGGAGGGCCACCUUCCACAAGGACGUGGUGGUCGACCUGGUGUGUUACCGUCGGAUGGGCCAUAAUGAGAUGGACGAGCCGAUGUUCACUCAGCCUCUGAUGUACAAGCAGAUCAAGAAGCAGAAGGGAGUUCUGCUGAAGUACGCCGAGAAGCUGAUCGCAGAGGGAGCCGUCAGCCGCCAGGAGUAUGAGGAGGAGAUCGCGAAGUACGACAAGAUCUGUGAGGAGGCGUACGCUCGCUCCAAAGACGAGAAGAUCCUGCACAUCAAGCACUGGCUGGACUCCCCCUGGCCCGGUUUCUUCACUCUGGACGGUCAGCCCAAGUCCAUGAGCUGCCCGUCCACCGGCCUGACCGAGGAGAACCUCACACACAUCGGAGGGAUCGCCUCCUCCGUCCCUGUGGAGGACUUCACCAUCCACGGAGGCCUCAGCAGGAUCCUGAAGGGCCGGGCUGACAUGGUGAAGAAGCGCACGGUGGACUGGGCUCUGGGCGAGUACAUGGCCUUUGGCUCGCUGCUGAAGGAGGGCAUCCACGUGCGCCUGUCGGGUCAGGAUGUGGAGCGAGGGACGUUCAGUCAUCGUCAUCACGUCCUCCACGACCAGAACGUGGACAAGAGGACCUGCAUUCCCAUGAACCACCUCUCUCCUGACCAGGCGCCUUACACCGUCUGCAACAGCUCCCUGUCCGAGUACGGAGUGCUGGGGUUCGAGCUGGGCUUCGCCAUGGCGAGCCCCAACGCCCUGGUGCUGUGGGAGGCUCAGUUCGGAGACUUCCACAACACGGCUCAGUGCAUCAUCGACCAGUUCAUCUGCCCCGGACAGGCCAAGUGGGUCAGACAGAACGGCAUCGUGCUGCUGCUGCCGCACGGCAUGGAGGGCAUGGGUCCGGAACAUUCUUCAGCCCGUCCAGAGAGAUUCCUGCAGAUGUGUAACGACGACCCUGACGUCAUGCCUACCAUCACUGAGGACUUUGCGGUGCGUCAGCUGUAUGACUGUAACUGGAUCGUGGUGAACUGCUCGUCUCCUGCAAACUACUUCCAUGUGAUCAGACGCCAGAUCCUCGCUCCCUUCAGGAAGCCUCUGAUAGUUUUCACUCCCAAGUCUCUGCUGCGCCACCCAGAGGCCAGAUCGAGCUUCGACGAGAUGCUGCCUGGAACUCACUUCCAGAGGGUGAUCUUGGAGGACGGCGUGGCGGCGGAGCGUCCUGAGGAGGUGAAGCGUCUGAUCUUCUGCACGGGGAAGGUUUACUACGAGCUGACCAAAGAGAGGAAGAACCGCGGCAUGGAGGGCACGGUCGCCAUCGCCCGCAUGGAGCAGCUGUCUCCGUUCCCGUUCGACCUGGUGAAGGCGGAGUCGGAGCGCUACGCCAACGCCGACCUGGUCUGGUGUCAGGAGGAGCACAAGAACCAGGGUUACUACGACUACGUCAAGCCCCGCAUCAGGACCACCAUCCAGAGAGCCAAGCCUGUCUGGUACGCUGGUCGUGAUCCGGCGGCGGCUCCGGCGACAGGAAACAAAAACACUCACCUGGUGGAGGUGCGGCGCUUCCUGGACACCGCCUUCGGCCUGGACGCUUUCAAAGACCAGCAGUAGUCACAUGACCCCCCCCCAUAACCCCCCCACCCUGACCUCUGACCCCUGACCUCUGACCCGACACUCACCCCGUUUAGUCUGUGUACUACACACUGAUACUACACACACUCUGUGUACUGACACUGCAGAUGCUGUGUACAACACCUGGUCAAUACCACACACACUGUGCAGUACCCACUAAACUCCGUGUGUGUGUGUGUGUGUGUGUGUGUGUGUGUGUGUGUGUGUGUGUGUUCUGUCAGUGGGAUUCAGUCUCCUGUCUGUGGAUCUGAUUGGUCGAUCUCAUAACCAAAAGCACAACCUUUCACCCUGUGAGCCCCGCCCCCUUUUACAGCCACUGAGCCUGAGGUCAGAGGUCACAGUGGGAGGGACACACACACACACACACACACACACACACAGGUCAGUCAGGUGUUCCAGAGCAGAUUGUGUCAUAGCAGAGCUCCUCCUCCUCCUCCUCCUCCUCCUCCUCCUCCUCCUCGUCGCGGCUGCAACGGUUUCCCGCCUUUUUAUCCUUUUAGCUUCGUUUUUUUUUUUUUUUUUAACUGCUGGUUAGCAUGUUAGCAUGUUAGCGUUCCCCAUUGAAAGCGAUUGGGCGGCUAGAGACGGAUCAGAGAAAGUGUGAAGGUGGAGGUGUGUGUGUGUGUGUGUGUGUGUGUGUGUGUGUGCGAGGCGUGCUGCUCGUUAAGGAGGCAUGUGUCAUGUGUUGCCAUGGGAACGCUUUUCACCCAGUGAGAUUUGGACAGGAUGCUGAAAACGGUGGAUGUGUGUGUGUGUGUGUGCGCGUGCGUGUGUGUGUGUGUGUGUGUGUGUGUGUGUGUGACCAUAAACUGAACCAAAUGCACUGCUGAUUGUGAACUGCGUCUCUUCAUCUCCUCUCCUGUUUUUUUUUUUGUUGUUGUUUUUCUCUCUCUGAGCUUUUCUCCGUGCCAAAAUGGAUUCGAGCGUUUAGUUUCUGUCCGAGCAGCAAAAAGUUAGAAAUCUAGACGUCACACACACACACACAAACAAACAAACAAAAAAACAAACACAACAGAACAGAAGAAGAAAUCACCCGGGGUUUUUGUUUGGGCUUCUGUGAGGAAAAGCAAAUGAUUUAUUUAUUUUCAUAAUAGGGGAUUGAGAUUCUCUCCAUUGUAUUAUUUUGCUUCAUUCAAUAAAGAAUAUCUACUGAGCUGCA